Molecule: messenger RNA, 1332 nt
Organism: Protopolystoma xenopodis
Lineage: Eukaryota; Metazoa; Platyhelminthes; Monogenea; Polystomatidea; Polystomatidae
Source: the annotation of a GenBank genome assembly
GGUUGUAGCAGUAGUAGCAGCAGUAGUAGCAGCAUUGUGAGACCGGCCAGCGAGUCAGCCUGCCGAGUGCCAUCCCUACAAAUGACAUCUUCAUAUGAAUCUGGCCUGGCAGCCGGAUGCCGGGCUCAUCUGGCUCCCCAGUCGCCACCAGCAACCGCUUCUAUCUAUAGUCUUUUUUCCACCGCUCAUGUUCACCUGGGCGGUCUAUUUUCAACCCCGGCAAUGCAGGCAUCAGCCCUGAGUCCAGCUUCGGUACCUCCAAUACAGCCGGUAGCAAAUGCUACGCCUCAUUUUUAUCCCAAUCAUCUGUACACCCAACCAGACCAGAGUGACUUGAUCCCGGAUCGAGUUCUACCGGGAUCAGCCGAAUGUGUUACCGAAGAGUCUCUGGGCCUGUUCCCGCAACUCGGCCAAGCCAUGCCCAGUCAAGGGCCCAGUUCUGCUUUCUCUCUUGUCACCGUAUCCGGCCAUCCAACCGUAUCCCAGUCUCCAGCCCUCGGGCCACCCUUGUGUCCGGACCAGACCCAAUCAGGCCUCUCCUCCAAUCCACACUUUGUCACUGCCCUCUCCUCCUUGGACCAUGAGGAGGCGUUGACUCCCAGUCUCCACGCCUCACUUUCCUCCACGCCUCAGUUGGGCUCCACUCCGUUUCGUCCAACCAAUGCCUCUUUGACAUUCAACUCUCCCUCAAGCUACUAUUGGACGGCCGUAAAGGCAACAGCAACAGUGACAGCAGCAGCAGCAGCAGCCGUGGCGGCAGCGGCGGCUGCGUCAGUCCCUGUUGCUCUUUGCGAAACGGACAAUUUGCCCACUCAGGGCCUCGACUUCGACUGGCCACCUUUGCCCAAGUCGGGGCACACUCCCGUCAUGGUAGGACUCACCGGCUGCCCUACCCGUUGUCAUGCCGACUUCUGUUUGCCCUGUUCGGGCUCCGUCAUCGCUUGGUCGGCUCCUUCACUCUCCGCCGUUGGACCCCUCACGACCGUCUCGUCGAAUUCAUCUGCUCUGACAAAUGGGCUUCAGGCUACGUCGAAUCCCUACGCCAAUUAUUCGCCUGCUCGUUUGUCAAACGUUCUGAUGUCGAUGGCCAGUGGUACAGACGACGACAAGGCAUUUUCGCCCAUUUCUCAUCAAGACGCCCGCACCGAAACAAUAUCAGAGCAAAAUAUGCCACCUACAAGACUGUUGAAUCAGCUCGGCAAUGGAGAUAUGUUUGGAAGCCCGAAUUGUCGCACUCUUGCCUGCUGCUCAGCAGAAGCUCCAGCUAUUGAAAAAGACGCCUUGGAGAUUAGCUGUUCACCUUAUCCGGUUUGUCAGUUUAGAGAUUUAUAG